AUGCUCCGGUCACUAUACUCAGACGCCGUCUCGUCGUUUAUAUCCUCCCUUUUGCCAAUGGUACGGCAAAAAGCAUUGAGUCUACUGCCGACGGUAUCCAAGCACCCGCAAGCUUUCAGCCAUUUAAUUCAUGAAUUGAUGAAUUUUGAUAAUGAACUUAAGUCGUCCUGGUCUUAUCCAUCGAAUGCAAUGGAAGAAAAUGCAUGGAAGGGAAUAACCUGGGAAAUAUUAACAAAAGAGAAUUGGUUCUCUGAAUGGCUUCAGGUAGAGAAGAAUUUCGCCCUGGCACGAUACCAAAGUAUCAUUGAUGCCGAAGAUGGCGGUGAAAUUGAUUAUGAUGGAGUAGCACCCACGGCAACCAAGCCGACAAAGGCAGCUCUCCGAGUUAAUGAUCUCCUGGAGAAUGUCACGGAGCUUUACCGACCAUUGUCGUCUUUUAGCCAGAAGCUUCGAUUCCUAAUCGAUAUCCAAAUCACCAUCUUCGACUUAUUUCACGGCAGGCUACAUUCUGGUCUAGAAGCAUACCUUGCUAUGACAUCCGCCAUAGGGCGCACGGUACAGGGUUCCUCAGCCGGCCAACCUAAUCUAGACGGAGUUUCUGGCCUAGAGAGACUAUGCAGAAUAUUUGGAUCUGCCGAAUAUCUUGAGAAGAAGAUGCAAGACUGGGGAGAUGACGUUUUCUUCCUUGAACUUUGGUAUGAGCUCCAGGACCGGGUAGCAAGGCAAGGCCAGACCGGAAAGCCGGUGGCCGGCGCACUAUCGGUGUCAGAGAUUGCAGCACGAACCUCAUCGUCGGUCACCAAUAACAACCAUGAUCACCCCAGCGAUGCAGCGGAAGGUGCUCUAUUCGAUGAGACGGCUGCAGCAUACCGCCGCCUUCGAAUGCGAUCUGAAUCUAUAAUCCAAUCUACAAUAGCCUCGAACGUUCAGACCUCCCUACGGCCCUAUAAUCAGGUGUCCACUUGGGCUUCUCUGCGCUCGUCUUCUGAUGACCCUAGCACUCCUACCACACCCUCAGUAGAUCUUGUGCAAACCCUACGGCUUCUCACUGCUGACUUUUCGUUUCUCUCCCGCACGCUAGCUAUUGCCCCAAGGCGCCGCGUUGCUAACCACGUCCUACUCGCUAUUCAGACGUACAUUUGGGAUAACAUACUGAUGCGGAACUCUUUCUCUACUUCCGGCGCGGCACAGCUCUCUGUCGAUAUCUCCAAUAUCUGCGACACGGUAGAUGCUGCUAUAGGUGUAAAGGCCGGUGAAGAACUCGCAGCACGUACAAUGAAAAAGCUACGGGACGGUUUAUUCAUCCUGAACCUGAAAAUUAAAGCAGGAAAAGAUCAACCACCAGACACUAGUGAUGCUGCUGGAACAGCGCUUGGUUUAUGGGAAGCUGAAAAGAGGCUCUUUGCCAAUAAUGAAAGCGCACGAGGUGUUUUAUCUGAGCUUUGUAUAGACACAUUGACUGAAGCUGAUGCAAGAUCGGUUUUGGAGAGAAGAGUUGAGGUUCGCAGUUAG
Molecule: messenger RNA, 1512 nt
Organism: Trichophyton benhamiae CBS 112371
Lineage: Eukaryota; Fungi; Ascomycota; Eurotiomycetes; Onygenales; Arthrodermataceae
Exons: 1
Coding region: 1-1512 (503 amino acids)
Biological process (GO): endoplasmic reticulum to Golgi vesicle-mediated transport; regulation of ER to Golgi vesicle-mediated transport; retrograde vesicle-mediated transport, Golgi to endoplasmic reticulum
Cellular component (GO): Dsl1/NZR complex
Source: RefSeq, a predicted model, not a curated record